This is a messenger RNA of Dromiciops gliroides (monito del monte), 2411 nucleotides long. It is a transcript of the gene CHAF1B, whose product is annotated as chromatin assembly factor 1 subunit B. Lineage: Eukaryota; Metazoa; Chordata; Mammalia; Microbiotheria; Microbiotheriidae. Gene Ontology annotation, cellular component: nucleus; CAF-1 complex. The record is from RefSeq and is a predicted model, not a curated record. Gene Ontology annotation, biological process: DNA replication-dependent chromatin assembly; nucleosome assembly. Gene Ontology annotation, molecular function: protein binding. The transcript has 14 exons. Bases 154 to 1869 code for a protein of 571 amino acids.
CCGGCGGCGGCGGAGAAGAAGUUUCCCGUCUUGGGUCUGCCGGACUCGAGAUCCUUUCUCUGCCUUCCCAGCUCCCCUCGAGGCAGGGCUGCGACCUGGAGAGCAAAGAAGAGCUGUGAACCCGCUGCCCAGAACAUAAGGUUCUAAAAGAAAAUGAAGGUCAUUACUUGUGAAAUAGCAUGGCACAACAAAGAACCAGUGUACAGCCUGGACUUCCAGCAUGGGACUGAUGGGAAAAUUCAUAGAUUGGCUUCUUCAGGAGUAGACACAGCUGUGCGGAUUUGGAAAGUAGAAAAAGGACCAGAUGGAAAAGCCAUUGUAGAAUUUUUGUCCAAUCUUGCUCGACAUACUAAAGCAGUAAAUGUUGUUCGGUUUUCUCCUAAUGGUGAAAUCUUAGCAUCUGGGGGAGAUGAUGCUGCCAUUUUGUUGUGGAAGGUCAAUGAUAACAAGGAGCCAGAACAAAUCACGUUUCAGGAUGAGGAUGAGGCAGAGUUGAAUAAGGAGAAUUGGGCCGUGAUUAAAACUUUAAGAGGGCACUUAGAAGAUGUGUAUGAUAUUUGCUGGAUGACUGAUGGAAAUUUAAUGGUUUCUGCCUCUGUAGAUAAUACAGCUAUUAUAUGGGAUGUUGGUAAAGGACAAAAAGUUUCCAUAUUUAAUGAACACAAGAGUUAUGUACAAGGAGUUACCUGGGAUCCCUUGGGUCAAUAUAUUGCUACUCUGAGCUGUGACAGGGUGUUGCGGGUAUACAGCACACAGAAGAAGCGUGUUGCCUUCAAUGUUACAAAGAUGCUAUCUGGAGUGGGAGCUGAAGGCGAGGCAAGAAGUUACCGAAUGUUUCAUGAUGAUAGCAUGAAGUCAUUCUUUCGUAGACUUAGUUUUACUCCUGAUGGAUCUUUGCUUCUCACACCAGCAGGUUGUGUUGAGUCCGGUGAAAAUGUAACAAAUACAACUUAUGUUUUCUCCAGAAAGAACCUUAAAAGGCCUAUUGCUCAUCUCCCCUGCCCUGGAAAAGCAACACUUGCUGUCCGCUGCUGUCCAGUCUACUUUGAAUUGAGGCCAGUAGAUAAAGCAUCACAGGAGUCCGGACUGGAACUGAUUAACUUACCCUACCGGUUGGUGUUUGCUGUGGCUUCCGAAGAUUCUGUGCUUUUCUAUGACACCCAGCAGUCUUUUCCUUUUGGUUAUGUGUCCAACAUACAUUAUCAUACAUUGAGUGAUAUUUCAUGGUCCAGUGAUGGGGCUUUCCUGGCCAUUUCUUCUACAGAUGGGUACUGUUCCUUUGUAACAUUUGAAAAGGAUGAACUUGGAGUGCCUUUAAAGGAAAAACCUGUUUUAAAUAUGAGAACUCCUAAUACAUCAGAGAAGAAAGCCAAGAAUCAGACACACCGCGUGACUUCCCCAAGUCCCAGACCAGCGGAAGGAACCCCUACCAGUAGAAACCAAGAUCCAAACAGUUCUAUCACACCCCUUCAGACUAGGCAGUCUCCAUCCCUAACAGUGAACAAGGAUUUUCCCAUCAGUCCUCUUGGAAAUAGAAACUCGCCGAAUCUGUCCUCAGAAGAAAAGAAAACUCCGCAGGCUUGUAGUCAGAACAUAAAGUCAAACCAGCCCCGGAGAAUUACUUUGAAUACCAUACAAGCCUGGAGUAAGACAACUCCCCGGCGAAUAAACUUAACGACCUUAAAGACAGAAGCUCAGACAAGCACUCCACAAGCCAACGCAGUUUCUACUCCAUCUAUAGAAGUAUGUCAGCCAGAGAUUGCUGAAGACACUCUUUGCAAUUCUCCAGAAUCAAAACGCCUCAAGUUCAAUGAAACACCUACUUCACCAUCUUCUGAAAGUGAAAAGAGCCAUGGUUUAAGCAGCUGAAAGUCUAGAAGACUGGAUUCCUGAUGAACUUUCAUUAUCUAGCCAUAGUCUGACCAAAGUAGGAAAGGCCUUUGGGUCCAAAAGGAGGCAUAUCUGAUGGAAUAUAUGACUUGUUCAGCAUCCAGACAAGGUGCAACAAGCACUUGAAGGAUGAUUCCUGUAGUAGAAGAUACUGGCUUGUACUGCUUUUCCUGCAAAUAACUAUUCUAUUUAUCAUAUGUUUUAACUCAGGAGAAUGAAAGUAUUUAUCCUUAGAUUAAAUACUAGCACUGUUCUCCUGAAGAUGGAACUCUAUAAACUCUUUAGCCAUCCAAAAAUGAUUAAAUUGUUGUGAAAAUCUAUGAACUUUGCCCCUUAUUCUAAAGCAUUUUCCUAAUGAUGGAACUUUUCUUCUAACAUUAGAUCUUGAAAAAAGGAGAAAAUGUAAAAUCUCUUUUGGAUUUUAGAAUGUGUGAAGUGAUUGGUAAUUUAAAUGAUAGUUUCCAUUUAGCUAUAAAGUUUUUUCAUAAUUACUCUAUUUGCAUUUCAAAAAUUACUUUAAA